Biomphalaria glabrata is the source of this 351-nucleotide messenger RNA. RefSeq names its product ubiquinol-cytochrome-c reductase complex assembly factor 2-like. NCBI's taxonomy places the organism in Eukaryota, Metazoa, Mollusca, Gastropoda, Planorbidae. The transcript has a single exon. Gene Ontology annotation, biological process: mitochondrial respiratory chain complex III assembly. The record is from RefSeq and is a predicted model, not a curated record. Bases 1 to 351 code for a protein of 116 amino acids. Gene Ontology annotation, cellular component: mitochondrial matrix.
AUGGCGGCCUCCAGGUAUAGGUCACUUCUUCAACUAAUGAAACAAUGGCCGGUUAAAGAGUUUAAAGGAAAAAGAUCCAGUGAUUUAGGAGACCAGAUAAAGAAACAGAUAUUGACUAAAUUUCCUCAAGGUGAAGCAUCGACUGUCGAUGAAAAAGAAUGUGAUAAUUAUUACAACAGCCUUGUAAGAAUUUCCAACGAUGUUCACAAAAAGAAAUGGGAAAGGCCAAAAAUAACUAACGCAUCUGGCGCCAACGAAGAAGAGUUGAGGAAUGCAUUGUAUUCCGAAGAGGAAGAAGACAAACCUCUCAUUGAGAGACUUAAGGCAACGAUGUUUGCUAAAAGUAAAUAA